Brenthis ino (lesser marbled fritillary) is the source of this 1545-nucleotide messenger RNA. The record is from the annotation of a GenBank genome assembly. Lineage: Eukaryota; Metazoa; Arthropoda; Insecta; Lepidoptera; Nymphalidae.
AUGACUUUAACGGGAUGGAGGCUUAUAUUAAAUAAAGCACUAAUUAUACCUCAGCGAUAUGUCUUUGGUCUACUUGGCUUAUUCGCGUUGGCGAACUCGUUUACAAUGCGUGUAUGCUUGAGUAUAACUAUAGUCCAGAUGGUGAAGCGUGUACCUUCAGGGGAGCACAUCGUGGGUGAAACAUGUCCUGAUGAAGCCAUUUCUGUUACGCAGUCUUCCACUAACUCCUCGCUUGUUAUUUCGUCUCGAGAUCGAUACGACUGGGACGAAAGUACGCAAGGUUUACUAUUAAGUGCUUUUUACUACGGUUAUGUUAUAACGCACUUGCCUGGAGGACUUCUCGCAGAAAAAUUUGGCGGAAAAUGGACACUUGGAAUAAGCUUACUUUGCACUUCUUUAUCAACACUUUUGACACCUUGGUUUGUUGCUAUGGGAGGCGCGAUAGGACUUUUUUUCAUGAGAGUCAUAAGUGGACUUGGUGAGGGUCCUGUAACACCCGCGUUUGUUUUGCUAAUGGCUCGAUGGGUGCCACCGGCUGAGCGGUCGCGUUUCGGCGCUAUGAUCUUUGGUGGGGCCCAAGUAGGUAAUAUUGCGGGACCCUACAUAUCUGGGUUAAUGUUAGCUGACGGUGGCGAUUGGGCUAAUGUGUUUUAUGUGUUUGGAGGAUUGGGCGUCAUAUGGUUCAUAUUCUUUACUCUCCUCUGCUAUAGUACACCGAACGCGCAUCCAUUUAUUUCGGACGAGGAAAAGCAAUACUUAAACGCAAAUAUUACAGCUUCCGGUCUGCAUAAGAAAUUGGAUCCUGUGCCGUUCAAAGCCAUCCUGCGAUCAGCACCUUUAUGGUCACUUGUGAUAGCUGCUAUUGGUCACGAUUGGGGAUAUUUUACAAUGAUAACAGAUUUACCUAAAUAUUUCUCAGACGUUCUGAAAUUCAAUAUAAAAGACACUGGACUUAUGGCAGCCCUUCCAUAUAUUGCAAUGUAUAUAUUUUCUUUUGUUUUUGCGAGCUUCUGCGACUUUUGCAUUCGUAGGAAAUGGCAUAGUAUCACUACUGGAAGAAAAAUUUAUACCACCGUUUCCUCUACAUUACCAGCCAUCUUUAUUAUUCUGGCUUCGUAUUCGGGCUGCGAUCGUAUUCAAGCGGUGGGCUUAUUCGUGGCAUCCAUGGCUUUUAUGGCGGGAUUCUAUAGUAGUGUGAAGAUCAAUGCCAUGGACAUAGCUCCUAACUAUGCCGGAACCUGUUCGGCUUUUGCAAACGGUUUGGCAGCCGUAUCUGGAAUAAUUACACCUUAUAUGAUUGGUCUAUUGACACCUGAUCAAACAUUAAAACAAUGGAGAUUGGCUUUUUGGACUAUAUUUGCCGUUUUAAUUGGAACAAAUGCUAUAUAUUUGAUUUGGGGUUCUGGUGAACAGCAAUGGUGGGACGACGUUGAUAAGUAUGGCUAUCCCUCGAAUUGGAAACAUGGACCUCUCAAAAAAAGAAAAGAAGAUGCAGAAAAGAAAGUUGUGCAUCCAAAGCAUGACCAUUCUCCUAUAUCCACAGAU